This is a messenger RNA of Notolabrus celidotus (New Zealand spotty), 2907 nucleotides long. RefSeq names its product VPS26, retromer complex component B (gene vps26b). The record is from RefSeq and is a predicted model, not a curated record. Gene Ontology annotation, biological process: intracellular protein transport; retrograde transport, endosome to Golgi. The transcript has 6 exons. Gene Ontology annotation, cellular component: retromer complex; endosome. Bases 500 to 1501 code for a protein of 333 amino acids. NCBI's taxonomy places the organism in Eukaryota, Metazoa, Chordata, Actinopteri, Labriformes, Labridae.
GCGCCACCCGGAAGUAGAUAAUGCAAUGCAGGUGUCGCACAUCCUGAUCAUUUGACAACAUUCGCCGUCUUUUCUUACAGAAAACAAGCAUGUAAUAUAUAUUUACACAGCGUGGAUUCUGUCCAUUACAGAUACGAGUGGUUUCAGGCUUCAGUAGACUGUUUAAUAGAGACGUUGCGGUGAAGGAGGGAAAAAAAGGAAGCAGCUAAUUUUGCUGAUGGACUUCUUAUCGUGCGUUUUUGUUGUGCCAUCGUAUCGCAAUUUUGCUUCGUCGUUGGGAAUGAUUAUGGACAUGUAGCUAAUGUAGUGUUUUCUGUUUAAUAUCUUCGACUUUUUCCACGUUUAAAAGUGUGUUGUACGCUCACCGAAGGAGCUGAGAUUGCCCACCUUGCAGGCCACACUGUGUGUUUGUUUUCCUCUGUGAUACAUUAGCAGGGUUCUGGGUUAGUCUGCUAAUAAGUCAGUGUAAAACGCAACACAGCUCAUAUACAACGUUACAAUGAGUUUCUUUAGUUUUGGGCAGAGUGCGGACAUUGAUGUUGUCUUGAAUGAUGCUGAAACGAGGAAGAAGGCUGAACACAAAACUGAGGAUGGAAAGAAAGACAAAUAUUUUCUUUUCUAUGAUGGAGAGACAGUGAGUGGAAAGGUGAAUGUCACACUGAAGAAUCCGGGGAAGAGGCUGGAGCACCAGGGCAUCAAAAUUGAAUUUGUGGGCCAAAUAGAGCUGUAUUACGACAGAGGAAACCAUCAUGAGUUUGUGUCCCUGGUGAAAGAUCUCGCAAGACCCGGUGAAAUGACUCAGUCACAGACCUUCGACUUUGAGUUUACUCAUGUUGAAAAACCCUACGAGUCCUACACAGGCCAGAAUGUGAAGCUAAGAUAUUUUCUUCGCGCCACAGUGAUCAGAAGACUGAAUGACAUCAGUAAAGAGAUGGACAUCGUGGUCCACACACUGAGCACUUACCCUGAGCUCAACUCCUCCAUUAAAAUGGAAGUAGGAAUAGAGGAUUGUCUCCACAUUGAGUUUGAAUACAACAAAUCAAAGUACCAUCUGAAAGAUGUAAUUGUUGGAAAAAUCUACUUCCUGCUGGUGAGGAUUAAGAUUAAGCAUAUGGAGAUCGACAUCAUCAAACGUGAGACAACAGGCACCGGCCCGAGUGUGUACCAUGAAAAUGACACUAUUGCAAAGUAUGAAAUCAUGGACGGAGCUCCAGUCAGAGGGGAGUCUAUUCCCAUCCGGUUAUUCCUGGCUGGUUAUGAUCUGACUCCCACCAUGAGAGACAUCAACAAGAAGUUCUCUGUGCGCUAUUACCUGAACCUGGUGCUGAUCGACGAGGAGGAGAGACGUUACUUCAAACAGCAGGAAAUCACUCUGUGGAGGAAAGGGGACGUGGUGAGGAAGAGCAUGUCCCAUCAGGCAGCCAUCGCCUCUCAGAGGUUCGAGGGCUCGGCUGCGUCGGAGAGCGCGCUGGAGCAGGCGGCAAAGGAGGAGAGCGGGUAGGACAAGAACCACCACCCUGCAGACUCAUCGCCAGCGUCUGUGGUGGAGGAGAAACCUGUCGACUGUACAACAUCUGGUGAAGCAGCUGUGUUUGUCUGCAGCCGCUGCUCUUAAAGGGAGGAAGAAGGGAGGCCCACAUUCAGCACUGCAUUAUGGGAACAAUGAAACAGUUUGCAUGAGGCGUUCAGCGUGGCUUCAGGCUGCUGGUCCUGUCCUUCCUCAUUAAUGCUUUUUCUUUCCUCUUUUCUUUACAGGAGUCAAACUAAUCACCUGUCGCCAUGUCCACUGUGUAAACUUUUUCAUGUAAUAUUCGUACAUUUUGAAGCUCUCUCUUUGUUACAGUCUAAUGCUUUUAUGGGGUUAUUUCUAAUCUUCUAAUUAAUACAACUGGAUUAUCAUUCACUAUUAUGUAUCUCCAACAUUCCACCUUAAAAGAAGGCAUUCCUAACACUGUUUUAACGUCAAGAAAUCUGAAAUAACUGCACUGCUAUGACCAUGCUUAACACAUUUUUCUCUUUGUCUGUGUUUGCACAAAAAAACCCGAAUGAAACUGGAAUUUUAUUUCCUUAAUUUGAGCGAGAAAACUAAGUGUUAUCCAUUUUUUAAUCUGUAAAUAAGACCAUCUUAACCCUUUAAUCCUGUCCCCGGUCCAGCUUGUAUACAUUGAUUAUCCAGCACACGGUGCCACAGAAAUGUCCUUCAUGUUCAUGCGCUUUACCUCAGCAUUCCAGUGUUGUUAGGGAAAAGGGUCUGGUAGUGUGAAGACUUCUGUAUGCUCUCGAUUAGAGACUCCAGAGUUGUGCCUAAGUGUGUUAAGCAAAUGAAAUCCUCCUGCCUCUAACAUAAUUUUAGUCUUUUAACCAGAGAAAAACUUACAGUAGAACUAUCUAUCUUUUGCAAAAUGCUAAUCAAUUCUUCCUUGUCCUUCAAAGUCCAAUAAAUUGAUGCCAAAUGAAAAAAAAAAAAAAAAGCUUCGACUCUGUUGUGUCAAAGAAAGGAGUGAAAGUGUAACCGCACUUUGAUGCAAGUGUGGGAAGGCUGUGUAUCAAGAAUCCCUUCCUAUUAUUUAUGUGGAGAGGAUACAGGUGUUUCAUAUAUGGGGCAUCAAAUGGACAGUCAUUGAUUCCUGCAUUGCUGCAUUAUUUAAAACCUGCAAAUUAAAGCUCCUGUGAGAACAUUCUGUCAACUUUGGCGCCUCCUGUGGACAAAUGUAUACCUCAUCUCUUUGCUGAUCCUGUCCUGUACAUGUAUUCAUGUUUUCUGAUGAUAAAUCUCAUCCUGCCUUCUUUUAUCAGACAAACUUACUACUCAGAAUAUUUGCUGUGGAAAAGUGCAAAAGGCUUUACUGUUUGUCUGUCACCUACCCCUCUCAGUGGUUUAAGCAUUAAACAUUACAUUCAUCACAA